GGACACUGUGCGAGCGAAGCUUACGUAAGCGGCCUGGCCCGCAGAUGCCCGAGGCGCGCGGCAAACGAACCUCGGACGUCUCGCCAACCAUAUACGGCGAGUCGGCGACGAGGCCGGACUGGGCCGGGGAGCGCUGGGAAAGUGGCCGAUAUUUCCCAAAUCGAAUGAUUUUUGGGCAGCCAAUGGGAGGGCGCGCAUCGAACAUUUCUACCUUUCGAGACUGCCGGCGAACGUAGGUUGUUGCGCAAAACCGGGUAGAGACGUCGUCUGCCUUCUGUGGUCAUCCCUGUCCUGUUCACGACCGACGACGACGAUCCCAGCCAUGGCGUUGCUCAAGGACCACGAGUCGAUGAAGGCGGCCAUGCCGUCCUACACUGGCGGCCCAUCCCACCGCGUCCCCACCGUCCCCUUCCUCGCCUCGUCCGAGACCGUCACAUGGUUCUACACGACCGUCGCCAUCGUCCUGGCCGUGCUUGCCCUCGAACAGUCCGUUUACCGUUACAAGAAGCGUCAUCUUCCCGGCGACAAAUGGACAAUACCCCUCAUCGGCAAGUUCGCGGACUCCAUGAAGCCCACCAUGGAGGGCUAUAUGAAGCAAUGGGACUCUGGCGCGCUGAGCGCUCUCAGUGUCUUCAACAUCUUCAUUGUCAUGGCCUCGACCAACGAAUUUUCGCGCAAGAUCCUCAACUCGCCCAACCAUGCCGAGCCCUGCCUUGUCCACUCCGCGAAGCAGAUCUUGCGGCCAGAUAACUGGGUCUUCCUUACCGGAAAGGUCCACGUCGAGUAUCGGAGGGUGCUGAAUGGCCUAUUCACGCGCAAGGCUCUCGGCGUGUACGUGGGUAUCCAGGACGCGAUCACGCGCAAGUACUUCAAGCAAUGGCUCGCGGACGCCGCUGAGGAUCCCUCGCCGAAGCCGAUCAUGAUGCGCGCGCGCGACCUCAACAUGGAGACCUCGCUCCGCGUCUUCUGCGGCCCGCACAUCCCCGACCACGCCGCGAAGGAGAUCGCAGACAAGUACUGGAUGAUCACCGUCGCGCUCGAGCUCGUCAACUUCCCGCUCGCAAUCCCCGGCACCAAGGUCUACCGCGCGAUCCAGGCCCGCAAGGUCGCGCUGCGCUGGCUCGAGCACGCAGCCGCGGAGAGCAAGAAGGCGAUGGCGGCCGGCGGCGACGCACAGUGCAUGCUCGACCAGUGGGUGCUUGACCUCGCGGAUCCAGAGUACAAGGGCCGCCGCGACUUCAGCGACCUCGAGAUGGCGAUGGUGGUCUUCUCCUUCCUGUUCGCGAGCCAGGACGCCAUGAGCAGUGGCCUGAUCUACGGCUUCCAGCACCUAGCGGACCACCCGGAGGUGCUCGCAAAGGUGCGCGAGGAGCAGGAGAGCGUGCGCGCAGGCAACUACGAGAAGCCGAUCACGCUUGAGAUGAUGGACAACAUGCCGUACCUCCGCGCGGUCGUGAAGGAGAGCUUGCGCGUGAAGCCGCCCGUGACGAUGGUGCCGUACAAGACGCUGAAGGCGUUCCCAAUCUCGAACGACUACACCGUCCCGGCGAACAGCAUGGUCAUCCCGUCGUUCUACAACUCGCUUCACGAUCCCGAGGUAUUCUCCGAGCCCGAUGAGUUCCUGCCCGAGCGCUGGCUCGACCCCAACGGCAGCGCGAACCAGAACCCAAGGAACUACCUCGUCUUCGGGAGCGGCCCGCACAAGUGCAUUGGCAUUGAGUACGCCGUGAUGAACAUUGCUAUCGUCCUCGCAGAUGCUGCAGUGCUCAUGGACUUUGAGCACGUCCGCACUGAGAAGAGCGAGAAGGUCCAGAUCAUCGCGACCCUCUUCCCUCAGGACGGUUGCCUCCUAAAAUUCUCGCCUCGUCAACAUUGAGCCUACAGACUCUCGUGCGGAUGGCUGUCAUACUUAUAUUCUCCAUAUUCAUUCUCCUUCGUUUUGUUCCCAGGGUCGUGGCGAAUACCCCUACCCUACAGUUAGCAGCAGUCGCCGAAUGGUGUAAUGAUCGUCAUGAAGAUGAGUUAAUGCAUUCAAGUACAAUGCGAAUAU
Messenger RNA from Rhodofomes roseus, 2050 nucleotides. RefSeq names its product cytochrome P450. The transcript has 5 exons. The record is from RefSeq and is a predicted model, not a curated record. Gene Ontology annotation, molecular function: heme binding; iron ion binding; oxidoreductase activity, acting on paired donors, with incorporation or reduction of molecular oxygen. Bases 323 to 1876 code for a protein of 517 amino acids. Gene Ontology annotation, biological process: sterol metabolic process. NCBI's taxonomy places the organism in Eukaryota, Fungi, Basidiomycota, Agaricomycetes, Polyporales, Fomitopsidaceae.